AUGAACUUCUUUCGAAAGCACUUCACCAGUGAACAGAAGGAAUCAUCGACUCCCCGUGUCUCGAAUCUCGAUACGAAUCAGAGAGAUCUCAUAUGGAAAAGAGUCAACGACACGUCGAAUAAGGGAACAAUUGAAAGGACAAAGUUUUUGGAACUCUAUCAACAGUUGGCCCCAAUCACCGAGCGUUUAUAUGUGCAUUUGAAUGGAAAACACGGAAAAGUUACACCACAAUCCGUACUGUCGCUAGCCGACCAAUUGCAUGGCGAUUGUGAGGAGAUCGUCACCACUCUACUAGAGAUUUAUUCCGAUUUAAAAACGGUACUGUCAUCACUUGUCGAUUGUCUUGCCACCCGAAAAAAUCUCUCGUUAAGUGAAAAAGAGAAAGUUCAGCGAUAUUUGGUGGAUGAUGCUCCAUCGGACUCAUCUCGUUUUGGUCGUUGGCUGCACGCGAAUCCGUUGAUGUUGCCGUUAAUUCGCUUUAUCUUUGCCCCACUCUACUUUGAGUCGACUGAUCGAUAUGAUUUGUAUCCAAAAUUGAGCACAACAUCGGAUAUCCUUCAAAUGAGCGCCCUCAUUGCAAUCAAUGCCAAUUUGCCGAUGGAGCGACGAAAAGAUUGGACGCUUCUCUUUUCAACGAAUCGACAAGGUGCAUCGUUUUCGCAAUUGAGUCAGAAAAUUGAUGCACAAGGUCCUUGUCUAUUGGUGGUCGAAUCGAGAGAGGGACACGUUUUUGGGUGUUUCGCUUCGGAUGGUUUUUUUACGGGUCCUCUAUUUCACGGUGAUGCCACCUCAUUUCUCUUUGCGGCAAGCCCAGAAAUAAAGAUUUCAAAUGCCACAGGACAUGUGAAAAAUUACGCCUACAUGAACUAUCAACAGCAACAAAUGCCGAAUGGAAUUGGACUUGGUGGCUACGAGACGGUUUGGCCUUUCUUCAUUCACGAAGAAUUUGGACGAGGGCAGUGCGCUCGACACGUGGCUUCAUUCGAGAAAAUUGAUUUAUGUGAUGGAUCGAGCGAGUUCUCAAUUAAAUCAAUCGAGGCCUGGCGGUGCGGAGAGAAACCGAGGAAUUUCAACCCCGACGGAGAAGAACCGACGACUCCGCAUGCGCACAAAUCUGUGCUUGACAUUGAUCCACAAGCUAAAGCUAUAUUGGAGAUGAGCGGUCGAAAGAUGCACUCCGAAGCCUACCGUGAUCCGGAGCCGAUGCUCGAU
Molecule: messenger RNA, 1212 nt
Organism: Mesorhabditis belari
Lineage: Eukaryota; Metazoa; Nematoda; Chromadorea; Rhabditida; Rhabditidae
Source: the annotation of a GenBank genome assembly